CAUAAGUGUCAUUUGUAUCAGAAACACACUUGAAUGUGCAUAAUACUUUUGUUGAGCAAAAGAAGUUCAGACUUUCUACCGUUACAUUUAGGUAAGUUCCUUUUGGAAAUGUAUUAUUAUGGAAAUUGUAGGCCUUUCUGUCAUGUAAAUAGGCCAAGACACAUAAUGGUGAUACCUGUUGGACAGACGGUUAAUUUUAAUGACCCCAAAGAAUGUGGACAGACAGAUGAAUUUAAUUGAUCACUAUUAAUGAUACUGAAUUAUGUGUCAAUAGACAUAUAUGUUCUAGUGUGAAAAUGGUAAAGACAUGGCACUGCCCGUCUUCAAUCAAAAUUUCACAUUCAACUGUAGGAGGACCAGAGAGUUGACCGACCAACUGUGGGGGUUCCCCACACACACCGUUGAUCUGAGACCAGAUACAUGGUCAAGGAAAUAAUGGAAACAGCUAGCCCUGGUGCUAACAAUGCUGCUAGGCAGGCAUCAAAGCCUAAGAAUUCGAAGCCCAAGGUCUCUCAGCGACACCUGGAUGAGACUGUGCCCAGACAUUUUCCAGUGACAGUGUACACACAAGUGGGUGGAAGGAAGAUGGAGCUGGAAAAGAACAGGUUGAAGCAGGAGGAAAGACAGCAUGAUGCAGAAAGAGAGAGAGAGCUGGAGAGGAAGAGAGAGAGGAAGAGACUUCAGCAGGCAAGGCAAGAGCAGCAGGUGGAUGAGGAGAGAAGAACACAGAGGCACUCUCAGCUAGGACUCUCAAAUUCCAUAAUGGAAUUUCAGUCCUAUCACUGA
Molecule: messenger RNA, 786 nt
Organism: Sardina pilchardus (European sardine)
Lineage: Eukaryota; Metazoa; Chordata; Actinopteri; Clupeiformes; Clupeidae
Exons: 4
Coding region: 421-786 (121 amino acids)
Source: RefSeq, a predicted model, not a curated record